AAAGAGAUAUCAGUUUCUCUCUUCACUCUCUAAUGGCUCUCUCCCCUGCGGCUCCAACCUGUAAUUCGUUCUCUCACCUCCAAUCCUCCAUAUUACCUUCAUUCAGAUUAAACCCUUAUGUCGCCUCUUCAAAACUCAACCGCUUCCACCACUGUCUCCGUCGUCGAAGCCCUCUCCUUCGUCCACUCGCUGCUGUCACUCUCGAAUCAGGAAAUGGUGCUAUGGUUGCUCCCAAGAAGACCGAUAGCACUUCCUAUGGUAGGCAGUACUUCCCGUUAGCUGCUGUCGUUGGGCAGGAUGCAAUUAAAACAGCUUUAUUGCUUGGAGCAGUUGAUCGUGAGAUUGGAGGAAUAGCCAUAUCUGGAAAACGAGGAACAGCCAAAACCAUAAUGGCACGUGGGUUACAUGCAAUUCUUCCACCAAUUGAAGUAGUUGUAGGUUCAACAUCAAAUGCUGAUCCAGCCUGCCCUGAAGAGUGGGAAGAUGGACUAGCCAAUCGAGUACAUUAUGAAGCUGCCGGUAAUGUUAAGACAGAGAUUGUCCGGACUCCUUUUGUUCAGAUUCCACUUGGUGUCACAGAAGAUAGGCUGCUUGGAUCUGUUGAUGUUGAGGAGUCUGUCAAGACUGGAACAACAGUUUUCCAGCCAGGACUUCUUGCUGAAGCCCAUAGAGGUGUCUUAUAUGUAGACGAGAUAAACCUUCUGGAUGAGGGGAUCAGCAAUUUGCUUCUUAAUGUUUUGACUGAGGGAGUUAAUACAGUGGAAAGAGAAGGAAUCAGCUUUCGCCAUCCAUGCAAACCACUUCUUAUUGCAACUUAUAACCCAGAGGAAGGUUCUGUACGUGAACACUUACUUGAUCGCAUUGCAAUCAAUUUGAGUGCAGAUAUUCCAAUGAGUUUUGAUGACCGUGUUGCAGCUGUUGGCAUUGCAACACAGUUUCAGGAACAGGGCAAUGAAGUCCUUAAAAUGGUUCAGGAAGAAACAGAUUUGGCAAAGACUCAGAUCAUUUUGGCUAGGGAGUAUUUGAAAGAUGUCAGUAUCAGCAGGGAGCAAUUGAAAUAUCUCGUUAUGGAAGCACUACGAGGUGGUUGCCAGGGACACAGAGCCGAACUUUAUGCUGCCCGCGUUGCAAAAUGCUUAGCUGCCGUAGAGGGGCGGGAAAAAGUCAAUGUGGAUGAUCUCAAGAAAGCUGUUGAGUUGGUAAUUCUUCCUCGCUCAGACAUAAAUGAGAGCCCGCAGGAACAGCAAAAUCAGCCACCUCCACCCCCACCACCCCCUCCACAAAGUCAAGAUUCUGCAGAGGAUCAGAAUGAGGAAGAUCAAGAGGAGGACAAUGAUCAAGAGAAUGAACAACAAGAGGAGCAAAUACCUGAGGAGUUCAUCUUUGAUGCUGAAGGUGGUUUGGUAGAUGAAAAGCUUUUAUUUUUUGCACAACAAGCACAGAGGCGCCGAGGAAAAGCUGGACGGGCCAAAAAUGUUAUAUUUUCAGAGGAUAGGGGGCGAUAUAUUAAGCCUAUGCUUCCAAAGGGCCCUGUAAAGAGACUAGCUGUUGAUGCGACCCUUCGAGCAGCUGCACCAUACCAAAAGUUGCGUAGGGAGAAGGACAUUCAGAAGACUAGGAAAGUAUAUGUGGAGAAAACUGAUAUGAGAGCUAAAAGAAUGGCACGGAAAGCAGGAGCCUUGGUAAUAUUUGUAGUUGAUGCUAGUGGGAGCAUGGCAUUGAACCGAAUGCAAAAUGCAAAAGGUGCAGCACUUAAGUUACUCGCAGAGAGUUAUACAAGCAGAGACCAGGUUUCUAUUAUUCCUUUCCGUGGAGAUUCUGCAGAGGUUCUCCUGCCUCCUUCAAGGUCUAUUGCAAUGGCAAGAAAACGUCUUGAGAGACUUCCAUGUGGUGGAGGUUCUCCUCUGGCUCAUGGUCUUAGCACGGCUGUAAGGGUUGGGCUAAAUGCAGAGAAGAGUGGUGAUGUUGGGCGUGUAAUGAUUGUUGCAAUAACCGAUGGCAGAGCCAACAUUUCACUGAAGAGAUCUACUGAUCCCGAGGCUGCUGCUGCUGCUUCUGAUGCUCCCAGACCUUCUAACAAAGAGUUAAAGGAUGAAAUUCUUGAAGUAGCUGGAAAAAUAUACAAAGCAGGGAUGUCUCUUCUUGUUAUUGACACUGAAAACAAGUUUGUCUCAACUGGGUUUGCGAAGGAGAUUGCCAGAGUUGCUCAAGGUAAAUAUUAUUACUUACCAAAUGCUUCGGAUGCAAUUAUCUCAGCUACAACAAAGGAAGCCUUAUCAGCCUUAAAGAGCUCUUAGCCUACUCUUAAGAAUUGUAAAUUCAUUGUCUUGUGCUGAAAUAUGGUGCAUAAACCAUAGUUUGAGAAAAUUUUCUUGGCCUUCUCUUACA
Macadamia integrifolia is the source of this 2388-nucleotide messenger RNA. RefSeq names its product magnesium-chelatase subunit ChlD, chloroplastic. Gene Ontology annotation, biological process: chlorophyll biosynthetic process. The transcript has 15 exons. The record is from RefSeq and is a predicted model, not a curated record. The coding region runs from base 33 to 2297 and encodes 754 amino acids. Gene Ontology annotation, molecular function: ATP binding; magnesium chelatase activity; ATP hydrolysis activity. Lineage: Eukaryota; Viridiplantae; Streptophyta; Magnoliopsida; Proteales; Proteaceae.